Molecule: messenger RNA, 752 nt
Organism: Peromyscus eremicus (cactus mouse)
Lineage: Eukaryota; Metazoa; Chordata; Mammalia; Rodentia; Cricetidae
Gene: Guca2b
Product: guanylate cyclase activator 2B
Exons: 3
Coding region: 219-560 (113 amino acids)
Cellular component (GO): extracellular region
Molecular function (GO): guanylate cyclase activator activity
Source: RefSeq, a predicted model, not a curated record
UUCCCACACGCUCUGGAUUCCCCAUCAUCGCCACCCCCACCCCCUUCCUGGGAACCAACUUGGAAUUUGUCAAAGAGCCAGUCUUCCGUCAACCCCACCCCAGUCAGACAGUUAAUAAGUGACCAGAGCUCUGGACCCUGGCCUAUAAGGGGCUGCUGGCCAGGAGGCAGGUGGCAGCCAGGUAGACAGUGGAGGAAGCAGGAACCCAGAGACGUGAGAUGGGAGGCAAGGCCACGUCCGGAAGCCAGCUGUGGGCUGCUAUGGUCCUGCUGCUGCUGCUGCUGCAGAGUGCACAGUCCGUCCUCAUCAAGUACGAUGGCUUCCAAGUAGAGCUGGAAUCUGUGAAGAAGCUGAAUGAGUUGAAGAAGCAGCUGACAUCCAACUCCCUACCAGAGACCAGUCCCGCUCUACCCGCUGUGUGCCAUCACCUUGCCUUGCCCGAGGACCUCCAGCCCGUCUGUGCCUCCCAGCAAGCUGCCAGCAUCUUCGAGGCCUUGAGCACCAUCGCCACUGACGAAUGCGAGCUGUGUAUAAAUGUUGCCUGUACGGGCUGCUACUGAAAUGACCCUGGGUGUCUUAAGCCCACUCCAGACACCCACCUGUCCCCCAACCUACCCCAUUCACACUCAGGCAUCGUUGGAGUAAUCACCACCCUCCCAGCAUAGCUGGAUCCACGACAAGACAAUGGGACACAGGGAUGGCAUCUUUGGCCUCCAUGCAGCUGCAUCUGAAUAAAGAUACUACCCACAAAA